UCUCUUUCUUUCUUUCUCCCGUUCUCUGUAUGGGCGGCGCUCUGCUUAGUUUGAUGUGGGCAGCACGUGUAUAUGUUCAGUACAGGGCACUGUGUAUAUCGAGAGGAAAGAAAGAGGGAGGCAGAAAAAGAGGGAGUGUGUGUGUGAGAGAGAGGGAGGGUGGGAGAGAGAGAGAGAGAGAGAGAGAGUACAGAAGUGGUCCGGCGUAGUAGGGCGCGCGGGACUCAGAAAGCGCAUGAGAAUGUAGUCAGAGGACGUUUUGCUACUGAUGAUAUAAUUAGCAGUUACAACAGGACACUUGUACGACACCGAAAAACAUCGUUAAUUCAAAUAGAAUGCACUUAACCUCAGAGAAGAUGGAACAUGGACGAAAUAACAAUAGCAGAGAGGUAAGAAGACAGUUCGCAGGGACUGUGCUUUUUUACCUAAAAGGCAAGCGAAGUCAAAAUAUUGGCAGGUAAACGUUGUGGAAAUUUUUUUGAUUUUUGUUAAUAACAAAAUACUAUUCGAGAUGGAUUUUUUAAAUUUUUCCAGUGGUGCUGAAAAUGCAUCCAUAACCAAUACCAAUUCCACAGCGAGAAGCCAGUACUCUUUGGCCACUAUCUACGGGCUUGCAGGAUUAGUCAGCUUUCUUAUAUUGUUUACAAUAGUCGGAAACGUUUUGGUCGUAAUUGCUGUGCUAACUAGCCGGGCGCUCAAACCUCCACAGAACCUUUUCCUGGUGUCUCUGGCCAGUGCAGACAUUCUGGUGGCAACAUUAAUCAUACCCUUCUCUCUAGCCAACGAACUUAUGGGCUAUUGGUUUUUCGGGAAAGUUUGGUGUGACAUUUAUCUGGCCCUAGACGUUCUCUUCUGCACCUCCUCAAUCGUCCACCUGUGUGCCAUCAGCCUGGACCGUUACUGGUCUGUCACGCAGGCAAUGGAGUAUAACCUCAAACGGACACCUCAAAGGAUCAAGGGCAUGAUUGUGAUGGUCUGGCUGAUCUCUGCUGUGAUCUCUUUCCCACCUCUCAUCUCCAUGGACCGUGAUGACAGUAGUGGGGAUGCCCUGGCACCCACAUGCCAGCUGAAUGAUGUAACAUGGUACAUACUGUACUCCAGUAUUGGCUCCUUCUUUGCGCCUUGUGUCAUCAUGAUCCUGGUCUACAUCCGCAUUUACCAGGUGGCCAAGAAGCGCAGCCGGAGUAUGUCGGAGAAACGGCAUGAGGUCGAGGGGGACAAGGGUGGAGGUGUGGGGGCAGAGCUGGAGAACGGCGUGGGCCAGCGAAACCUGUGUCGGGCCAACAGCACAGACAAGGAGAACGGCCACUGCGCCUCCCCACCACGCAAACCUGACGAUGAGGACCUGGAUUUGGACCUGGACGACAGCAGCUCAUCAGACGAGAAAACCAAGAAGACACACCACCAUCACUCCAGGCAAAAUCCUGACCCAUCUGGCAAGAAAGACGAGAGGACCAGCCGUAAGGACAGCUCCAGCUCCAAGCAGUCCAGCCGCAAGUCCAGGGCCAGCGGGAAAUCCCUAGACCUCUUCUCCUCUCGGAGGAAGAGGAGGAGCACUGUGUCCAAGAAGAAGAUCUCCCAGGCCAGAGAGAAAAGGUUCACAUUUGUUCUAGCAGUGGUCAUGGGUGUGUUUGUGGUCUGUUGGUUCCCUUUCUUCUUCAGCUACAGCCUCUAUGGCAUCUGCCGGGAACCUUGCGCCAUCCCAACGACCCUUUUCAAGUUCUUCUUCUGGAUUGGGUACUGCAACAGCUCCCUAAACCCAGUCAUCUACACCAUCUUCAAUCAGGACUUCCGCAGAUCCUUCCAGAAGAUCCUGUGUAAGUCCUGGAAAAGGUCCUUUUGAAUUGUAAAGAGAAUUUAUGGAGCCGGCAGUGGCUUCUAAUGCGAUCAUGCCUUGCACAUCGCUUGAUUUGAUGAUACGGGCGAGACAGACGGUGUCCGGUAGAAGGGUCCUGUUCAGCUAAUGUGUUUGGCUUCUCUCCGUAGGCCUUGACAAUCUCCUUGUGACUGAUGUACACUGACACAGAAGCCAGUGUGUGUUUGUCUAAUGUGCUGUGCUUGGUGCAGGGUGGAGGGUCCCUUGGGCCAGGACAGUAGCAGGGUAUUUUAGGAGAUGCCCACCCAGUAUGCUUCACUUUAUCACCAUUAGCAGAAUCUCUGCCAUGAUAAUUAUGUCCAGAGGCACUGUUCAGUAUCAGACUGUUUUUAUGAUGACUUUGCACAUCUGUCUUUUGUGUCCUUGUGUUUCUGCGAUACAGCAACCUGACAUAUAAUUCCAAAUUCAGAUCUGAAAAAAAGAGUGGAUGGUUUGAUACUCUUUCCUCCUUCAGUGAGAUAAAAUGGACACCUCAGGUUACCUUGAGAGCGAGAGAACUAAAUAUCCUACAUAAAGUCUGUUUCCACCCUAGAUGACACAUGUAUUCUGUGGGCUUCUCCAUCCUGUGGCAGAGAAUCCCUCUUGUGGGAUUUUAUUUUCUGACAAAAAAGGAAUCCAAGACUGAUCCUUGCCUCAGUGUUUCUAAUCAAUCUAGCCUGUUCCACAGCAUCCUCUCUCUCACUCGCUUUCUGUCUUUAAUUGAUUCCAUAUAAAAUAAGUAUAUAAAUCUAAAUAUAUAUAUAUAGUGUUAUUGUUUUUUAUUAAGUUAUUGAUCAGUUGGAUAACUUCUACUGGCUCCUCGGCUAUAUUACAUGGCUCUUGCCUCAUGUAUAUACAUAUAUUUGACAGGUUCUACUGUGUGGUGUUGUAUGAUAAUGGCACCAAUUUGACCUGAGGACUUGCUGUUGUUUUCUGUCCUUACUAUGCCUUGAUGGAUGUUGUACCUUUCUUUAAAGCUUAAUUUAUUUUUUGAAAGAAUCUGCUAAUUUUCUGCUGAACUCUGUCCAACCUCGAAGCACACAAAGAGAAAAACAGAACAAAGGCAAAAGAAGAAGAAAUAAAGGAUGAACGUGGCCAGUAUCACUUUAUAUGUUUACCGCCGAGUGAAUCAAAUUGGUUAAUGUUUGGUCAGACACUCUGGCUUUCACUGCCAAAGGGAUUGAUUUUGAACAAGCACCAGAUACAUUGAGUUAUGUCAUUUUAUUACAAAGGCCUGUGACCUCCGCUUCAAUAGUGGCUAUUUUAAGAUGUUGGGGAUUCACAAAUAAAGUAAACAUAAUGAUG
This is a messenger RNA of Clupea harengus (Atlantic herring), 3160 nucleotides long. RefSeq names its product adrenoceptor alpha 2C (gene adra2c). Gene Ontology annotation, biological process: regulation of vasoconstriction; regulation of smooth muscle contraction; platelet activation. NCBI's taxonomy places the organism in Eukaryota, Metazoa, Chordata, Actinopteri, Clupeiformes, Clupeidae. Gene Ontology annotation, molecular function: epinephrine binding; alpha2-adrenergic receptor activity. Gene Ontology annotation, cellular component: plasma membrane. The record is from RefSeq and is a predicted model, not a curated record.